AUGCCCCGCGCCUUCCUGGUCAGGAGUUGGCGUCCACAGCCACCCAACUGGGGCCACCUGCCUGACCAGCUCCGGGGACAUGCCUAUGUCCCAGACUGCAGCAGGCUGGGGGGGCCACUGGCACACCAGUCUUCUGGCCUCCGGGACUCUUGGGCAGCGCCCUCCCAGGGCACACUGACUGCCACUCCUAGGGGCCCUGGGAUGCCUGGCUGCCCCCUCUGCCCCAGCUUCCCGUUGCAGCGGAUGCUGACCCGGCACCUCAAGUGCCACAGCCCUGCCCACCACCACGUGUGCCACUACUGUGGCAAGGGCUUUCACGACGCCUUUGACCUCAAGUGGCACGUGAGGACUCACAUGGGGAUCCGGCCAUUCCGCUGCGGAGCUUGCGGGAAAGCAUUCACGCAGCGCUGCUCACUUGAAGUGCAUCUUGCCAAGGCACACGGACAGCUGGCCAGCUACGCUUAUCGUGAGCGCCGUGAGAAGUUGCAUGUGUGUGAGGACUGCGGCUUCACCAGUUCGAGGCCUGACGCCUACGCGCAGCACCGCACCCUGCACCACGCUGCUUGA
Messenger RNA from Lagenorhynchus albirostris (white-beaked dolphin), 567 nucleotides. RefSeq names its product ovo like zinc finger 3 (gene OVOL3). Gene Ontology annotation, biological process: epidermal cell differentiation; regulation of transcription by RNA polymerase II. The record is from RefSeq and is a predicted model, not a curated record. NCBI's taxonomy places the organism in Eukaryota, Metazoa, Chordata, Mammalia, Artiodactyla, Delphinidae. Gene Ontology annotation, molecular function: RNA polymerase II cis-regulatory region sequence-specific DNA binding; DNA-binding transcription factor activity, RNA polymerase II-specific. Gene Ontology annotation, cellular component: nucleus.